CUGCUGCACGCCCGGGUGCCGAUGCACGCCCGGCCUCCGCUGCCUGUGAGGCAGGCGACAGCUGCUGCAGCGCUGGGACCACGAGACAGAAAAGGCUGAGUCCUGGAAGUUUAUCAUGCUCUCUCAUCAUAUCCUGGAACUUCAUCUAUUGUCUUCCAUGUCUGUUUCUCCCUAGUCCCUGGAUCUUCAUCAUCACUUUCCCUUUGACCAUUAUCACCUUUACAACAACAAGUAAUUUACUUAACUCUCAUGGCCUCUGUUUUAUUCUUCUGACUUAUUGAGUACAAUCAGCUAUUAUCCUGAACCAUUGCAGCGUCACACUUCUAAGCUGUAGAAAAUGGCCGAUGUUCUGAAUGGUAAACCUUAUCCUUCCACUCCACAGGAGCUAUUCAAAAGUAUAACAGCACAAGGAGAAAUUGUCCGAUCAUUAAAAGCAGAAAAAGCACCAAAGGAUGAAAUUGAUUCUGCUGUAAAACAGCUGUUGUCACUAAAAGUAAACUACAAAGAAGUGACAGGACAGGAUUAUAAUGCUGAUUCUCCUCCCACAAACUCCAAACCUGAUGAGAGUGGGGAGCCUGGGACUACUGAAGGCGAAGAGGAUUUUGUAGAUCCCUGGACUGUACAGACCAGCAGUGCCAAAGGCAUCGACUAUGACAAGCUCAUAGUCCGGUUCGGAAGCAGCAAGAUUGACAAAGCACUGAUAGAUCGAAUUGAGAAAGUCAUAGGACAAAAACCUCAUCAUUUCCUUCGUAGAGGCAUCUUCUUUUCUCACCGGGAUAUGAACAACAUUCUUGAUGCAUAUGAAAAUAAGAAGCCAUUCUAUCUUUAUACAGGCAGAGGGCCCUCUUCUGAAGCAAUGCAUGUAGGUCAUCUCAUCCCAUUUAUUUUCACAAAGUGGCUGCAGGAUGUAUUCAAUGUUCCCCUGGUUAUCCAGAUGACUGAUGAUGAAAAAUACCUAUGGAAAGAGCUAACACUUGAGCAAGCAUAUGGCUAUACAAUAGAAAAUGCAAAGGAUAUCAUAGCCUGUGGUUUUGAUAUAAAUAAAACGUUCAUCUUUUCUGACUUGGAGUACAUGGGGUCGAGUCCAAGUUUCUACAAGAAUGUGGUCAAAAUCCAAAAGCAUGUCACAUUUAAUCAAGUAAAGGGCAUCUUUGGCUUCUCUGACAGUGAUUGCAUUGGAAAGAUUAGUUUUCCUGCUAUUCAAGCUGCCCCAUCCUUCAGCAACUCAUUUCCACAGAUUUUCAAAGACAGGACAGAUAUUCAGUGUCUUAUUCCAUGUGCCAUAGACCAGGAUCCUUAUUUUAGAAUGACCAGAGAUGUGGCUCCAAAGAUUGGCUAUCCCAAACCAGCCUUGCUUCAUUCAAGCUUCUUCCCAGCUCUGCAGGGAGCCCAGACUAAAAUGAGUGCCAGUGACCCCAACUCUUCUAUCUUCCUUACUGACACAGCCAAGCAGAUUAAGAACAAGGUCAACAAACACGCAUUUUCUGGAGGUAAAGACACCGUAGAGGAACACAGACAGUUUGGAGGCAACUGUGACAUUGAUGUAUCUUUCAUGUAUCUUACCUUCUUUCUGGAGGAUGAUGAUAAACUCGAGCAGAUAAGACAGGAUUACACAAGUGGAGCUAUGCUCACUGGAGAGCUAAAGAAGACACUCAUUGAAGUGCUACAGCCCUUGAUUGCUAAUCACCAGGCCCGGCGCAAAGAGAUUACAGAGGACAUUGUGAAGCAGUUUAUGACUCCAAGGAAGCUAUUCUAUGACUUUCAGUGACAUAGAUUACAUAGACAUCUGUGUUUACAUGCAGACAAAUUCAUAAGUAAAUAUCCAUCUGGUUGGAUUGCUAUCACCCAUAGUCAUCCAACAAUUGCUAAUUAUCAUAGUCAACUGGGAGUUGGAAGGGAACCUCUCUCAAAUUCUGUCUACAGCAUCCCUGAUGAGUGAUGAUUUUAUCUUACUUUAUUAUCUGUAAGCCAUAUGUUACCAUGUUUCUUCCUGUGGAUUAGCGUGUACCAGCUUAAUGUAGACAAAAAUAAUGUGGAAAAGCCCAUGCCAUGUAAUAGUGUGUAGGCAAAAUAAAGAAUUCUAGAAGUUUACUCUCUACUACAAAAUAAAUGAAAGAUUCUGGGUCCAAUGUUUGAAGAAAGUUGAUCAUCCAUUACUUGGUAAUUCAAACCCUUAAAUUCUCAGCAAGUUGAGAAAAAUAGAGUAUAAGUAGACAGAAUCUCAUGUUUUUUAACCUAAAAUAUAUUAAUCUGUGCUUAUGAUUUGGUACAAAUUCUGAAAAUGUUCUUUUUCAAUCUUCCUCAGUAUUCUGAAUCUGUUGUUUUACAUCCACCUUUGAGCAAAAAUGUAAACUAAUGUAUAGCUAGAAUCAAAAUGCCAUUCCUGUGGUAUUAAAAAUACUGCUUAGGAAAUUGAUAUUGGCAUUUAGUGAGUUUAACUUUGGUGCAUGCUGCCUUUUCCUAGUACUGAGGAAAAACUUCAUGAUAAGUUUUACUAGAACAUCCUCUCUCAGAUGACUCAAGAGCAAACCUUGACACAGUUCUGGUAUUAAGGAUGAUGCUUCAAUAUAAUGUAACCAAUUCUUAUGAAAUUAUCAAGUUCUCUAUUGGCAGAUUUUUCUAUUUAGUUUCCUACACUGCUUUCUGCUCCCCCUGCCCAUGGCCCUUUCUCAGAAAUCAUGCUUUCUUAACUAUGAUUUUCCAUUAUUUCUAAACCAAAGAAUCAAAGAAAUUUCACACUCCAUUUAUGACAAAGGAAUUUUGAAAUGAUUUUGUCAUUUUGUUUUUCAUACAUAAAAUGCUGAAAAAAUA
Antechinus flavipes (yellow-footed antechinus) is the source of this 2811-nucleotide messenger RNA. RefSeq names its product tryptophanyl-tRNA synthetase 1 (gene WARS1). Gene Ontology annotation, biological process: tryptophanyl-tRNA aminoacylation. Gene Ontology annotation, cellular component: cytoplasm. NCBI's taxonomy places the organism in Eukaryota, Metazoa, Chordata, Mammalia, Dasyuromorphia, Dasyuridae. Bases 338 to 1768 code for a protein of 476 amino acids. The transcript is spliced from 12 exons. Gene Ontology annotation, molecular function: tryptophan-tRNA ligase activity; ATP binding. The record is from RefSeq and is a predicted model, not a curated record.